AUGGCUCGGCCGAGAGACUCACGCUCACCAAGUCCUGCAGGCAGCACCCACAGUUCUCGUCGUCACCGUAAUGAUGAUCGCCGGAAUAGGGAUCGUCGCAACGAUGGAAGAGACAACCGUCGACGUAGCAGAACGCGCAGCCCAGACCCCCGAAACCGUGACCGCGAUAGAGACAGAGACCGCGGGCGAGAACAAGAUUAUUAUCGCCGAAGAGAACGCUCGAUAGAUCGACGUGACGACAACUACUACCGGGGUGGACGACGGGAUAAUCGAGAAAGAGAUCGCCGAAGAUCGCGGGACCGCUACGAUGAUCGCAUCCGAUCACCCGACCGCCGACGCAAUCGCAGCCGAGAGAAUGAUCGGGACGUGAGAAGGCGAGACGACUCCCGCAACCACGCUCCUGGGCGCCGUGAGGGUACGGCUGACUCCCUUGCUCGUAGCAACCGUGAAGAUGGCAAACCACAGAAAACACCGCUUGGCGACAGCGGAAACGCUGGUAGCAAUGAGGCGCAUACCCCCAAGACCGAUGCUGGACAAGCCGAGGUGGACAAGAAGGCUGAGCGACUCGCCAAACUUGAGGCCUGGAAGAAAAAGAAGGAGAAUGCAAGUCAGAAACAAAAAGAGGUAAACCCAAGCCAGACACGGAACCUCUUGGCUGAAAUGGACAAAAAGACGAGCGGGCCAUCAUCAAAGACCGUUUCCCCGUCAGUCUCCGCUACUGCUUCACCUGUAGCAACACCCUCUGUCGCAUCUCCUAUAGCCCCUUAUUCCGGCAAGUUUGAUCCCAAGGCCAUCGCAAAGAAAUCGGCUGCAUCCCGGGCGCAUGACGCUGCAAAGCCAGCCCUGGGCGCUUUAGAAGGCCAGCCUGAAAAGCUUGCAGUGCCUGUUAAGCAGGCCGCCACUGCGUCUGCCCUUCCUGCAAAUCGAACAAAGGCUAGUGGGUUUGGUUUCGUAAAGAGCAAUGCAGAGAGCGAUAAGCUCCCUUCUAAACGCAAACUUGACUUGGACGAGGAAGAUACUACGAAGCGAAAACUCACAAAGCUUCCUGCACUGCCCAUCGAGGCGGACGAUACCCCAUAUGCUGACCAGGAUGAGGAUGAAUCUGAUGUAGACAACUUCGCUGAGACUGAAGAGGAGGCUGCUGCCGCCGCUCGUGCAGCUCACGAGAGGAGGUUGCAGGCAGAAAACCAGAUGGAUACAGGCGAAGACGAGCCCCAAACAACGACUCAGACAAACGGAGAUGCGACAGUGAGCAACGACGCUACUCAACCUGACGCUGUCACGCAAAUGGAAGUUGACGAGGAAGACGACGUUGACCCUCUGGAUGCAUUCAUGGCUGAUCUGAAGGAUGUGAAGCAGCCUGCUAAGGCAACCAAAACGCUAAAGGUUCAGGAACCCGAGGCCUACUUCAGCGACGAUGAAUACGACUUCAACAAGAAGGACGAGGGUGACGCAAGUGCUUUGCUGGCUAUGACGGCGAAGCGGAAGAAGAAGGAUAUCCCAACAAUUGAUUACACCAAGAUUGAUAUCGAGCCUAUCCGCAAGAAUUUCUGGGUAGAGCCGGCUGAGCUCGGUCUUCUUACAGAGGCCGAAGUGGCCGAUCUUCGUCUGGAACUGGAUGGCAUUAAAGUCAACGGCAAGGACGUUCCCAAGCCGGUUCAGAAGUGGGCUCAAUGUGGUCUCACGCGGCAGACACUAGAUGUCGUCGACCAACUAGGUUAUGAGAAGCCCACUCCUAUUCAGAUGCAGGCUCUUCCGGCUCUCAUGUCCGGACGUGAUGUUAUUGGAGUGGCCAAGACUGGUUCUGGAAAGACGGUUGCAUUUCUACUUCCUAUGUUCCGACACAUCAAGGAUCAGCCUUCUCUCAAGGACACAGAUGGUCCUAUUGGAUUGAUCAUGACUCCAACUCGAGAACUUGCAGUUCAGAUUCACAAAGACUGCAAGCCUUUUCUCAAAAUGAUGGGCCUGAGAGCUGUUUGUGCUUAUGGCGGAGCGCCCAUCAGAGAUCAGAUCGCUGAGCUGAAGCGCGGUGCUGAAGUCAUUGUUUGCACCCCAGGUCGCAUGAUUGAUCUUUUAGCUGCAAACCAAGGUCGAGUCACCAAUUUGAAGAGGGUUACGUAUGUUGUGCUUGAUGAAGCUGAUCGAAUGUUCGACAUGGGCUUCGAGCCUCAGGUCAUGAAAAUCUUUGCAAACAUGCGACCCGACAGACAGACUAUUCUUUUCUCUGCUACCAUGCCCCGUAUCAUCGACUCGCUGACCAAGAAGGUACUCAAAAACCCAAUUGAAGUUACUGUUGGUGGACGCAGUGUCGUUGCCAAGGAGAUUGAGCAGAUUGUCGAAGUUCGAGACGAACCGUCCAAGUUUCACCGCAUUCUUGAACUUCUCGGAGAACUCUACGAUCGUGACGAAGAUGCUCGUACUCUCAUCUUUGUUGAACGGCAAGAGAAGGCCGACGAUUUACUCAAAGAACUAAUGAUCAAGGGUUACCCUUGCAUGUCAAUUCACGGAGGCAAAGAUCAAAUCGAUCGUGAUUCCACCAUUUCAGAUUUCAAAAAGGGUGUAGUGCCUAUUCUGAUUGCCACUUCGGUAGCAGCCCGUGGUCUGGAUGUUAAGCAGCUCAAGCUUGUCAUCAACUAUGAUGCGCCCAACCAUCUGGAAGAUUAUGUGCAUCGCGCUGGUCGAACUGGUCGUGCUGGCAAUACUGGUGUUGCUGUCACUUUUGUUACACCAGAACAGGAAAAUUGCGCACCAGGUAUUGCUAAGGCUCUUGAACAGAGUGGGCAACCUGUACCUGAGAGGUUGAACGAGAUGAGAAAAGCUCAUCGUGAGAAAGUCAAGACAGGUAAAGCCAAAGACACAUCUGGCUUUGGUGGCAAGGGUCUUGAUCGUCUCGAUCAAGAACGAGAGGCGGCUCGCCUGCGUGAGCGUAAAACUCAUAAGGCUGAGGGUGAGGAGGAAGAAGUAAAGGAGGACAAGAAGGAGGAUGAGGACGAUAAGGGAGAAAAGGCUUUCGAGGCUAUCCGAGCCGCCGCGUCUGGCGUGCUGGCUCGCGAGACAGCAGCAAAGGCGGCCGACAGUGGAGAAUCAAAGGCCAUUCAACAAGCGGCCAAUACUCCCGUUGUGAAGGGCAAAGCCAAGGACCCACUGGACAAGGUCAGUUCGGCAGUCAGCGCCAUCAAUAGCCGUCUCGGAAAGGCUGGGCAGCUUCGUGCUGGUCAACCAAUCGACAACAAGGGUCCCGAUGCUGGUGCAUACCACGCUACUUUGGAAAUCAACGAUUUCCCUCAAAAGGCCAGAUGGGCCGUCACCAACAGAACCAACGUGGCCAAGAUUCUCGAAGCCACGGGUACGUCGAUCACGACGAAGGGCAACUUUUAUCCGCCAGGCAAGGAGGUGCCUGCUGGAUCCGAACCGAAGCUGUAUAUUCUCAUCGAGGGAGAUACCGAGGUUGUUGUUGGUUCCGCCUUGAGCGAACUUACACGCCUGCUGAAAGAGGGAACAAUUGCUGCCGUGGAUGCCGACAGUCGAGCACCAGCCAGUGGACGAUACACGAUUACAUAA
Fusarium sp. VM40 is the source of this 3561-nucleotide messenger RNA. Lineage: Eukaryota; Fungi; Ascomycota; Sordariomycetes; Hypocreales; Nectriaceae. The record is from the annotation of a GenBank genome assembly.